Molecule: messenger RNA, 1507 nt
Organism: Schizophyllum commune H4-8
Lineage: Eukaryota; Fungi; Basidiomycota; Agaricomycetes; Agaricales; Schizophyllaceae
Exons: 2
Coding region: 144-1415 (423 amino acids)
Source: RefSeq, a predicted model, not a curated record
UUUCACGAGUCGGUCUAUAUAGGGCUGUAUCGCCCCGUCGUAUAAAGGGCGGCGCGUGUGGGCGCUGCCGGAUUCAAGAUCCACGACUACGACCCACAACGACCGACAACGAUUAUCACUAUUAUAACGACUUCGACAGCAACAUGCCACAUCGGACGAAUGUGCACUUUGAGGAGGAGGCAGAGGUGAUCCCGCCCUCGCCGUCGGGGACGAGGGCGGCGGAGGUGCCACCGACGACGCCGGCACUAGCGUCUACGGCAACGUUGGCACCUGCGCAUACGGCAGCGUCGAUGCCCGGCGAAGCAGCGCGGGUGCCGACCGAAGCACGCUAUGCGCAUAACGGAGUAGCGUACGCGCCCACUCGAUCAGAGUCGGAGCCAUCACCUUCGCCUUCGAAUGCGCCCGGUCUGGCGGCUUCGAAUGCGCCUGGGCCGACGACAGCUUCGCAUGCGCCACACAGGCGCCCGGGCUAUGCGCAGACGCCAUACCAUCGGCCGGCGAGCAUCGAGUCUGACGGGGAGGAGGUUACUGCGGCCACUGUACCCCCUCGACCGUUGCCGUCUGCGCGACCGUCAGCGCCUGUCAGGCCGUCAUCGCCGGUACUCGGCUCGUCGCCUUCGCCUUCGAAUGGCUCGACAUCAUCGGCAUCGUAUGGCUCAACAUCAUCGCCUUCGCAUGGCUCGUCAUCCUCGGCCUCGUAUGGCUCGUCACCCUCGCCAUUCCAAGACACUCCCCGGCCGUCGCGGCAUGCUCCUCAGGUAUCAGAGGCCACUCCUCGUCCUACUCCCAACAGCAUCCCGUCUCACCAGCAGACCCCUCGCCAGCCUUAUCACACUCACUUAUACAACGUCCCGCCAACGACGUCGUCCGACCAGUCGACCUCGUCGACCUCCUCUUCCAGCGACGUCAGAGUCCAUGGGCUGCUAGCUUACAGGCCUAGCCGCGCACUUGGCCUGACCUGGGACUUCGCCCGUUCCUUCACCAGCAACGUCGAUCGCGCGAUGGCGGCCGGUAUCAAGCUCGAUGACCCCGCCACGCAGCCCGCCACCCGCGGCGCCGACAUCGACAUCGUCACGCCGUGCGGUACCGCCCACGUAUCCCCCCGUGCCACGGACUACGUCCAGGUCAUCGACGUCCUGCGGUCGCUGCACGCGCACUUCUGCACGCCCGUGACGGAUGCGGAAUACCAGGAGGCGCUCAAGCAGGACCCCGAUGCGGAGAUCAGCAGUACCUUCUGGAAGCGGUGCGAUGCGAUCCGGGAUGCUGCUGUUCGGCAGCAGGAGGUUAGUCGGGGCGUCCUGCAUCUCGACUCGCUGCUGGGGAAGACGCGGCUUGCUGGCCUUGCGAAGCGGCGCGCGCCCGGCGAGUGGGAGCUGAAGACGCUGCCGAGGGACAGUGGAGCCGCGCCGUCAUGAGCUGGCGGGGCAGCGUCGUCCUAAGCGGGGAUGCGGAGCCCUGAGCGGGUACGGAGGAUCCUCCUCAAUACUCGAGCCCUGUCGAACCGUUG